Molecule: messenger RNA, 483 nt
Organism: Styela clava
Lineage: Eukaryota; Metazoa; Chordata; Ascidiacea; Stolidobranchia; Styelidae
Source: RefSeq, a predicted model, not a curated record
AUGGGAGAGAGGGGGAGAGUGUUGAAGGUCAGAGUUUCUCUAGAAAUGGAAGCCACUGAAGCCUCAAUGCCAGUAAUACAAAAUGAAAUACAUGUUGAACCUUCUGUGGUUACUGCUCCAAACGUGGAACAAAACCCUCUCCAAGGACUAUUUUUGAUAGGCAUUGAACAGUCAAGCUCCUCUGAAUCGGAGGAAAAUGCAUCUAAAGUCUCAGAGGAUAUUUCACAGUAUUUAAAAGAGAAAUUGGACAGAAAUACAGAGCAGCUAGACCCAUUAUUGUGGUGGCAUGCCCGAAAAACUGAUUCUCCAUCCUUACACAAAAUGGCCAUUCGGUACUUGGCUAUACCGUGUACAUCAGCACCAGCAGAGAGAGCCUUCUCUUCUGCUGGUCUGACAGUUUCCAGAUUGAGAACCAGACUCAGUGGCACACACGUAAAUGAGUUGAACUUCUUGCACUGCAACCGAAGUUUGAUGCAGCAGUGA